Molecule: messenger RNA, 1988 nt
Organism: Electrophorus electricus (electric eel)
Lineage: Eukaryota; Metazoa; Chordata; Actinopteri; Gymnotiformes; Gymnotidae
Gene: htra4
Product: HtrA serine peptidase 4
Biological process (GO): positive regulation of apoptotic process; proteolysis; programmed cell death
Cellular component (GO): extracellular region
Molecular function (GO): protein binding; serine-type endopeptidase activity
Source: RefSeq, a predicted model, not a curated record
AUGUGGAAAUUAGUUAUUUACUUGCUCGUGACCUUGCUGGUUCGGGCACGUCAUCUUCGAAAGAGACAAACUUUGUGCCCCGACGUGUGCGAUGUGUCCCGCUGUCUGUCCUCCUUGGAAUCUUGUUAUUUCGGUGUCGUCAGGGACGGAUGUAACUGCUGCGCCGUGUGCGCGGCCGGCGAGGGAGACUUUUGCGGAGCGUCUGGGUACGGGGUGUGCGGCGAGGGCACGGCAUGCACGUAUGGGGCGGGAGAGCGUGCCAACGCGCGCGGGACCUGCGUGUGCACCUUGGCGGAGGAGGUGUGCGGCAGCGACGGAAGAACCUAUCCCAGCAUCUGCCGUCUGAAGGCGGAGAACAAGAGGGCCGAACUAAGCGACACUCCCGUAGUCAUCCUGAUCCAGAAGGGCCCGUGCAACUCUGGUUCCCGGAACCCCAGCAGCAUGCGCUACAAAUUCAACUUUAUUGCAGAUGUGGUGGAAAAGAUCACCCCGGCAGUCGUGCACCUGGAACUGUUUAAAAGGCUUCCGUACAGCGGCCAGGAAGUGCCAGUGUCCAGUGGCUCUGGGUUCAUCGUGUCCGAGGAUGGCUGGAUAGUCACCAACGCCCACGUGCUGUCCAACAAACAGCGCAUAAAGGUAGAGCUCAAGGACGGGGCCCACUAUGACGCCACCAUCCGAGAUGUGGACCAGAAGCUGGAUAUCGCUCUAAUUAAGAUCGACUCAGAGGACCGUCUGCCUGUGCUGUUGCUGGGCCGCUCCUCUGACCUCCGCACGGGUGAGUUUGUGGUUGCCGUGGGCAGCCCAUUCUCUCUGCAGAACACCGUCACUACAGGCAUCGUCAGCACGACGCAGCGUGGCAGCCGGCAGCUAGGACUGCACAACUCUGACGUGGAGUACAUCCAGACGGACGCCAUCAUCAACUACGGCAACUCGGGGGGCCCACUUGUUAACUUGGAUGGAGACGUCAUUGGCAUAAAUACCUUGAAGGUUACAGCGGGAAUAUCAUUUGCAAUUCCCUCAGACCGGAUACGGCAAUUCCUGGCCGACUCCUACGAGAGGCAAAGAAAAGGGAGAAUGCAACCCAAAAAAAAAUAUAUAGGAAUAAGGAUGCUUCAGCUGACGCCAUCCUUGAUCAUGGACCUGAAGGAGAGGGAGAGCGAUUUUCCCAAAUUGAGCGCGGGCGUGUAUGUGUACGAGGUGAUACCUGGAACCGCAGCUUCCAGUGCCGGCCUGAGGGCUAACGACGUGAUCGUCAGCAUUGACGGGCAGCCCGUCCGGAGUGCCGACGACAUUAGUCAUGCCGUGCAGUCCUCCAAAACGCUCUCGGUGACUGUGCGGCGCGCCGAUAUGGACGUGACGCUGACCGUCAUCCCCAGCGAACUGGAGUGAUGGAUGCACCUGUGCUUCUCGUGCUUCUCCUACCUUCUUUAUUAGUAGCAGUUACCAAGCACCUACACACACGAGCCACUUGGAUACAAAAGCUAUGGGUGCGUUUUAUAUUGGCACAGUUGACAACGAUAUGGCAUCUGUUGCUACAGUUGUCAGCUACCUUCUGCCCCACUCAUCCCUACAGUUUAUGACUACAGACUAUGAAAUGUCACACAUACCAGCAGACACCUGGUAGUGAAUCCGAAUUUACAUUCACAUUGCAGGCCACAUUAUUCAGUUCCCAUUUCACAUUAAUAAUUGCAAGUAACCUCUGCCUGUCUUUUAUAUAUUUAUAUGUAUGUAUGUAUGUAUAUGUAUAUAUGUGUGUGUGUGUAUCAGUAUGUCAAAAAAUAUCCAGCCAAGAGCAGUCCAACAGAAACUGCUCAUGAUUAAUACGUUAUGCUUAGAAACAGAUAGGCCAUAGUCUCUAGACUGUACACCUGAACAGAAGGUGUUCAUAAUCAAUAAAUGUUUCUAUGUGUGUGUGUGUAUAUUAUAAAGUAUCUACCAGUUUUGCUUUCGGGAGUUCUUGGGGUGACUGAUUUUCUUUCACAAAGGUG